This is a messenger RNA of Amblyraja radiata (thorny skate), 3943 nucleotides long. RefSeq names its product protocadherin 20 (gene pcdh20). NCBI's taxonomy places the organism in Eukaryota, Metazoa, Chordata, Chondrichthyes, Rajiformes, Rajidae. Gene Ontology annotation, biological process: homophilic cell-cell adhesion. Gene Ontology annotation, molecular function: calcium ion binding. The transcript is spliced from 3 exons. The record is from RefSeq and is a predicted model, not a curated record. Bases 66 to 2735 code for a protein of 889 amino acids. Gene Ontology annotation, cellular component: plasma membrane.
UGCCAGUGAGCACGACCAGCACAACAGCGAAGCGCUCCUGAUCCCAGGGCUCCUUCCCCCUUGAAAUGUCACUCAGCAUGGAUCGAGGCUUGGGCCGGCGUGCUGUCCACCACACCAAGGUCCAGGAAACGUGCCGGUGUUUUUUCCUGGUGGGAUUGCUUCUCGCUGGCAUGAGCCUGGCGUCUGACCUGGUCUACAGAGUGAAGGAAGAGUCCCCGAGCAGGACCCUCAUAGGCAACCUGGCCACCGACCUCAAGCUGGGAGGCUCGCCCGACUCCGGCGUCACCUACAACUUGGCGUCGCAACCGGUGGACGGGCGCUUCGUGGAUCUGGACCGGGACACGGGGGAGCUGCGGACCUCAGACUCGCAGCUGGACCGUGAGAGGUUGUGCCCCGAAGAGCCGGAGCAGGAAUGCUGGCUCUUCCUCGAUGUCAUCUUGCUGCCCGCCAGCCUCUUCAGACUGCUCAAGAUCAGCAUCUUGGUGGAGGACAUCAACGACAACCCGCCGCGGUUCCCUGCCGCCAGCAUCGGCGUGUCGGUGGCGGAGAACGCCGAGCCGGGUUCCCGCUACUCGCUGGAGCCGCCGGCAGAGGACGGAGACCCGGGCGUUCACGGGGUGCAGAGCUACCGGCUGUCCGGCGACCACGCCGGCUUCUCGCUGGUCACCGAGCGGACUGGCGGCGGCGGCGGCUCCCCGGUGCCGUGGCUGGUGUUACAGGCGCCCCUGGACCGGGAAUCCCGAGACCUGUACCAGAUGGUGUUGGUGGCCGAGGACGGCGGCUCUCCCCGCCGCUCCGGCACCGCCAGCCUCACCGUCACCGUCACCGAUGUCAACGACAACUGCCCGCGUUACACCGAGUCCAGCCUCAACAUUACGGUCGGCUCCAACGCCACGGUGGGCAGCCCGCUCGCCCGGCUGCUCGCCACCGACCCCGACCUGGGCUACAACGCCCGCAUCGUCUACUCCUACGGCGACCGGGUGCCCGCCAGCUCGGCGCGGCUCUUCAGCCUGGACAGCAGCUCGGGGGUGAUCCGGUUGGCCGACCCCAUCCUGGGCAGCACGGCGAGGCUGCACCGUUUGACUGUGUUGGCCACGGGCACCGGCUGCAGCCCGGUCACCGCUGCCGUGCGUUUGGCCAUCCAGCCGCUGCAGCCGGCGCCGCCCCGGGUCAGCCCUCGCUACAUCGCCGUGCAGUCGGACGGCGUGGUUUACCUGAAGGAGAGCGAACCCGCCCGCACACCCAUCGCCUUAUUCACCGUCAGCGACCCCGAGCGCCGCCGCCCUCCCCGCUGCUACCUGCAGGGCCCGGGGCCGUUCCGCCUGGCCCCCUACCGCGCCUUCCGAGACGAGUACCUGCUGGAGACCUCGCAGGAGCUCGACUACGAGCUGAUGCCCGAGUACGAGGUGACCGUGGUGGCCGAGAGCGCCGACGGCCUCGCCCUCCGGACCCACCUCAAGAUCCGGCUGCUGGACGAGAACGACAACUCGCCCGUCUUCCUCCAACCCUUGUUGGACGUGGACAUCGAGGAGAACAAGCCGGCCGGCAGCUUCCUGGCCAGAGUGGAGGCCAGCGACGCGGACAGCGGGCGGAUGGGCAGUGUCACCUUCGCCCUGCUCCCCGGAGCCCUGCCCGUCUUCGGCCUGGACAAAUACAGCGGGGUGCUCACGGUGGCGGCGCCGCUGGACCGCGAAGAACAGGAGAAGUAUCGCAUCUUGGUCAAGGCUAUCGAUGGCGGGACCCCGGCCCGGGAAUCGACGGCCACCGUCCUCCUCACCGUGCUGGACACCAAUGACAACAGCCCCAGGUUCAUCAACAAGGACUUCAACUUCUUUGUCCCCGAAGACCACCCGAGUUUCAGCGAGAUUGGAGUGAUCGGCGUUAUGGAUGCUGACGCUGGAAAUAACGGCUGGGUGGCUCUGUCCAUCCUCAACGGCAGUGACCAAUUUGUCAUCGACACGGGCAGGGGGAACCUCAUGGCUAAAGCCCCCUUGGACCGGGAGCAGCAGAGCUCCUAUGUUCUCUGGGUCCAAGCUACAGACGGCGGGGUGCCUGCUCUGUCCACUAUAGCGAAGGUGACUGUUCUCCUAACGGAUGUCAAUGAUAACCCACCGUUGGUCUUGUUCCCUCAGUCCAAUCUCUCUUUUCUUCUGGUGGCCCCAUCCACAGCUCCUGGGUCUUCCAUCACCGAAGUGUAUGCGGUUGACAAAGACACGGGAAUGAAUGCUGUCAUUGCUUACAGCAUCAUUGGCCACAGAGGACCCCGUCCAGAGACCUUUGUCAUUGACACAGGAACGGGUAACAUCACCUUAAUUGGGACUUUGGUGAAGAAUGACUAUGGACUGUAUAGACUGCUGGUCAAAGUCAGCGAUCACGGUUACCCAGAGCCACUUCACUCCACAGUCAUAGUCAACCUCUUUGUCAAUGAAACAUUGAGCAAUGAAAGUUACAUAGAAAACCUGCUGAGGAAGGAGCCCGACAUCAGGAUUGAGGAAAGUCUCCCAGAGACCAGGACUGACCCUUUUCAAACAGAAGUCAACGUAUUCCCCUGCCAGACUGUGUUGAUAGCACUAUCUGGUUUAUGCUUUGGCCUUCUGAUCUUGGUAUUUGGUUUGGUGAGUUACGUUUCGCUCAGAAAAAGGAAGCACAGACGUAAAAAUUUCUGCGUUGGAGAGGUUGAUAUCCCAUUAAACAAGAUUGCUUCAUGUACAUCAUUGAAGAAAUCAGUGAUUUAGAUUUGUAAUUGAGACUGGACAGAUGACAAUUGAUCAGGGCGCAUCAAUGAGGUUACCAUCAUCUUAGUUUAAAAUGUAUUUGUCUGAAGGAUUUAUGUUACUGAGCUCCAAUCUGAUCAGCAAUCAAUGAAUAUAUUGUUUACAGAACCAAACUACACCAUGUAGUUGAAGAUAGUAUUCUCUUUGCAAAAUUGCACACUGUUAUUUUGUACAAAAUGCUUAAACUUGCACACUUGGAUAUAUGAUUGAUCCCAAUGCUUCAUUUUAUAACAACAAAACGCAGGGCCACAAACUCCAGAAACAAAGAACUGCAACAAUCCAAUUCAACUCUUGCUUCUUUCUAUGGCUGACCAAGCAAUCAGAAAAAAGAUACGGUUGCCUUCAGUUCCAAAACUAUUGAUUGAAGCUAUAUACAUUGAAAAGCAGCAGCAAUGAACAUUACCAAACAUAAUUAGGUUUUGAAAAUCAUGAAGUCGCUUUUCUUCCUUAAAUGAGUCCCUUCUGACACCAAAUGAAUUUUAUUGAACUGGGCAAUCAGACGAAUAUUGGACAGAAAAUUAAAGCAACAUAAGAAUUUCACUGUACCUUAAUUGAUACAUGUGACAAUAAACUGACCUUGAAAUUUUGACCUUGAAGGUCUUGGAUCAAAAUAUGUAAUGCUGGAAUUCCAAAAAAAAUCUCUGGAGCUCUCAACAGAUGAAGCAGCAUCAGUGCAGAGAGAAAAUUCAAUAGAUAGACUCAAAAAAGCUGGAGUAACUGUCAGACAACAUCUAUGGAGCUAAGGAAUAGGUGACGUUUCGGGUCGAGACCCUUCUUCAGAUUGAAAAAUUCUAUGUUUUGGUUGAAGAUUCUCCAGCAGAACUGGAAAAAUGAGAAAAUUAGCAUUAAAUUGCAGAUAUUUUGUAAUUUAAUAUGCUUUUUAUCUGACUUUUCCAGCUGUGGGGAGGAGAUCUUUACCAGAACAAAAGGAGUUGACUUUGUUUCUCUCACCAUGGUUGCUGCUUCACCAGAGCGCUUCAUGGAUUUUCUGUUUUUGUUUGAAAUAGGUGAUUAACUGGCCUUGUUUCAAGUUUCACCCAGAAUAUGGGAAUUGAAUUUAAACUGGAUUCAAUUAUCUGAUGAGAAAAUUAUGACCAACAAUAUUUGUGUAAAUGACUUAAUUUGUGACCAUUUGUAUUGAAGUCUACAACAGCUAUAUGAAACAUUUU